Acanthochromis polyacanthus (spiny chromis) is the source of this 2951-nucleotide messenger RNA. RefSeq names its product Sp7 transcription factor (gene sp7). Gene Ontology annotation, biological process: regulation of transcription by RNA polymerase II. Bases 101 to 1486 code for a protein of 461 amino acids. The record is from RefSeq and is a predicted model, not a curated record. Gene Ontology annotation, molecular function: RNA polymerase II cis-regulatory region sequence-specific DNA binding; DNA-binding transcription factor activity, RNA polymerase II-specific. NCBI's taxonomy places the organism in Eukaryota, Metazoa, Chordata, Actinopteri, Pomacentridae. The transcript is spliced from 2 exons.
CUUCCCCGCGUUAGAGCCCAACUCCUUCCAAAGUGUCCCGGGACUCAGAGCUGCGCUUCUCCCACUCCCCUCAGCUUCCUAAGGAUUUUGUUUCUCAGGGAUGGCCGCAUCUAUUCUGGAGGUAGGGAAUGUAAUUGAAGACGCACGCUAUGGCUCCAGUCCUCUGGCUAUGUUAACUGCUACCUGUAACAAGUUUGGCAGCACCAGCCCCGUCAGGGAUUCAGCUACACCCGGUAAGACCAGCAGCUCCACUCCAGUAAAGAAGCCCUACACCAUGACCUCUGACCUUCAGACAGCUAAGAACGGGCGGACCACAGACGGCAGUGGCCUGGCGGACUCCUACACUGGCUCCUUCACCACAGCUGGAGGAGGAGGAGGUGGCGGGCUGCUUACUCCCACUGGAAGCCCCCCUCCUUCCGCCGGAGGCUACACUACAGAAUAUAACCCUUUCUCCCACUCCUUCCAGACCUCUGUCUCCCAGGACCCGUCUCUUUUAGUGUCCAAGGCCCACGCUACGGCUGACUGUCUCACCAGCGUCUAUACCUCGCUGGACAUGACACACCCUUAUGGCUCCUGGUAUAAGGCUGGUAUCCAUCCUGGCAUAACUGCUGCUCCAGCUAAUGCCACGUCCUCCUGGUGGGACGUCCACCCCAACUCCAACUGGCUCUCGGCGACACAACCCCAGGCGGACGGAGGUCUCCAGGCCUCGCUGCAGCCUGUAGCACCGCAGGCCUCCCUCAGCCCACAGCUGCCCAGCUACAGCACCGACUUUACGCCACUCAACCCAGCUCCUUACCCUUCUGUGGGCCUGGGCUCCUCCUCUCAUCUCCUGCAACCUUCCCAGCACAUGUUGCCCCAGGACAUGUACAAGCCCAAGCCUGUGCCAAGUGCAGGGCUGAUUGAGAGUCCCAUGGGCCUAAAGCCUGCGAGGGGAUCAGGGGGCUACAGUGGAGGGGGUACACCCACCAGGUCUUCAUGUGACUGCCCCAACUGCCAGGAGCUGGAGAGGCUGGGAGCCUCAGCUGCAUCCCUGAGGAAGAAACCGGUCCACAGCUGCCACAUCCCCGGCUGCGGGAAGGUCUACGGGAAGGCCUCCCACCUGAAAGCCCACCUGCGCUGGCACACCGGGGAGCGGCCCUUUGUUUGCAACUGGCUGUUCUGCGGGAAGCGUUUCACCCGCUCAGAUGAACUGGAGAGGCAUGUGCGCACCCACACGCGGGAAAAGAAGUUCACCUGUCUACUGUGCAACAAGCGUUUCACACGCAGCGACCACCUCUCAAAGCAUCAGAAGACCCACGCAGAUUCUGCCAUGCAGGGUAAAGCUGUAGCUGUGGAGGGAGACACAGACCCUCGCAGUGAAGAGACGGCAGAGCUCAACUCCAGCGCUGUACCCACCAAUCCCGUCGCUGAUCAGAUCACCAAUGGGGAUGAGAAGACUGGCACGCCUAACGGAGUGGAGAACAGCAGUGGAUUGUUGGAGAUCUGACUUGAUUAAGUCUUCUAUCUAGUUUUGUUUUGUGACAUGAUGGGUUUGUUUGUGUUUGUUUUUUAAUGGGGAAAAAUUCACGUUUCAAAUGAAAAAAACUCUUUGUUUUGUUUCAAGACUUACAAAGGAUAUCAGACGAUGUUUGAAAAGACUUGAUAUGAUAAUAGACUGAGCAUGUUGCAGGUAGCAAUCACUUUAUUUACUCUGGACCACACACAGACACAGACACACGCAUGCAAAUAUGAGCAAGCCUGCAGACAUUCACCAGUGCAUUAAUGUAUGCAGCCUUACACAAACAAAAUAUGUGCAACCAAGCAGAGACUUAUGUGAAUUCAAAUGCACACAUUCACAAGAUGCAGAAAAAUACUACGAGCAAACGUUUAAGCACAAAUAAUGCAUACAUGGAUGCAAAUGUGCACACUGAAGUAUGUCUGCUCUGAGACAUACACAAGUAAACAUGGUCAUGCACACAUUUUGAAGCAUACACACAUUUUCUGCCUUUCAAAUGAGACAAACCACUGGGGAAAUUUAAUCUGCAAAAGCAGAAGGAAAAGAGCUCCGAAGCCACAAAAGGAAAGUAGUUUUAGAAUGAGACUUAUGGUCAGGAUGACGGAGUUGAUGGAGCAUUGCAUGCCGAGAGAAAAAUCUGAUUUACAGCUGUACUUUGAUACUUAUUCAUUAUUCUUGAAACAAUCAGUGGGCAGUCUUACUUACAGCUUCUUGUUGCCAAAGACAUUCUGAUGUACAAGGUAUUGCAUUUCACUAUUGUUUGCUGUUUGCUUCUUACUAUGUCUAAUUUAAUUUCAUAUUUACAUAAAUAAUCUAAUUUAUGUCUUAAAUUAUACACAUGGAAGAUUAUCUUGCACCCUGCAGGAAAUAUAAUACAUGAAAAGGAAUGCAAGAUGGUUGAAGCUGGCCAAAAAGAAAAUAAAAUGCAUUAAAUUAAGACUUUUUUUUUCUUAUUUAUUAGUUAUAAGGUGGAGUUUUGGGCUAUGUUUUUAAAGUUUUAUUUAUAGAUCUUGAAGUCAAAUGUGCGUGUAAACUAAUUCUAUAUAAUCUUUUCAUUGUGAAGGCUUCCACACCAGGCAAAGUAUUGAAUAAUAAGGGCUUCCUUCCUUGUUUGUACAUACUAUAUAUUGACAACAAUAUAUAGAUAUUGUUAGGUGUGCUAUUUUUCUACUUUUUUAUGUAUUUUCUAUAUUGUAAGUGUAACUUUCCACAAUGAAAAGAUGUCUAUGUUGCUGCAGUUAACAGAAACAUAAGAACUUAAUUUGGUGGUCAUAAAUUUCCUCAUUAUUUUAGAAGUAAACUACUAGUAUUUGCUGAGUUGUUGUGAAAUGAGUGUAAAAGAUACUGUAAAUAGUAUUAAAGCAUUAAACCUCGUAAAGGUAUACAUGUUGUAAGAUUUAUGGUGUGGAAUCGUGACAAUUUUGGUGCUUUUAAGAGUAAAGAAAUUUAAAAAGCA